GUCAAACACGUCAGUAGGUGGUGGUGCGUUCGCUAGUAUAGUGAAAAUUGGCAUAAAAAGUAUUCGCUUUCACGUUCCGUGCUGGCCGGUCUCCGGCGUAGAAAAAAAAUCGUGUGACUAAAAGCAGUGUUCGGAGCUUCAAAUUGUGGAAGUGGAGUGUGAUUUUGUACCUGUGCUAGAGCGGAAAGAAAUCGGAAUGGACUCGAAAGCAGUUACCGAUGAUGGGAGCUGCUCCACCGUAAUGGCCGAAGGUAAUGGUGAACUGGUGGAAGAAAUGGCAAACCAGAAACUGGGAGAAGGCGCUGGCGAUGGCGAACGGACAGAGGAUUACAGUCAACUGCUGGAAUAUGGACUCGACAAAAAGGUGGCCGGCAAGCUGGAUGACAUCUACAAAACCGGCAAGCUUGCGCACUCCGAACUGGACGAGCGAGCUUUGGACGCACUGAAAGAGUUCCCCGUCGACGGGGCCCUAAACGUUCUGAGUCAGUUCCUGGAAUCGAAUCUGGAGCAUGUGUCCAACAAAUCGGCCUACCUGUGCGGGGUUAUGAAAACCUACCGACAGAAAAGCAGAGCCAGCCAGCAAGGACUUCCCACACCUGCAAUAACAGUACAAGCAAAAGGUCCGGACGAGGACAAAAUCAAAGCGAUUCUGGAACGCACAGGAUACACACUCGAUGUGACAACAGGACAACGAAAGUACGGCGGGCCACCUCCGAACUGGGAAGGCGGCACUCCGGGCAACGGUUGUGAGGUGUUUUGCGGUAAAAUACCAAAAGACAUGUACGAGGACGAACUGAUACCGCUGUUCGAAAAGUGCGGCAAAAUCUGGGAUCUCCGCCUCAUGAUGGACCCGAUGACCGGGACGAAUCGAGGCUACGCGUUCGUUACCUUCACCUCGCGAGACUCCGCCUGCAAUGCUGUGAGAGAGCUGAAUGAUUAUGAAAUUCGGAAAGGCAAAAAGAUUGGUGUUACGAUAUCAUUUAACAAUCACCGGCUAUUUGUCGGGAAUAUUCCUAAGAAUAGGGAUCGCGAUGAGUUGUUAGAGGAAUUUGCUAAAUACGCACCCGGCCUAGUGGAAGUGAUAAUCUACAGCUCACCAGACGACAAGAAGAAGAACCGAGGCUUCUGUUUCCUCGAAUACGAAUCACACAAGGCAGCGUCGCUAGCGAAGCGGCGACUCGGAACGGGAAGGAUAAAGGUGUGGGGUUGUGAUAUUAUAGUGGACUGGGCGGACCCCCAGGAAGAACCGGACGAACAAACGAUGAGCAAGGUGAAAGUAUUAUACGUGCGAAAUCUAACACAGGACACCAGUGAAGAGAAGUUAAAAGAGUGUUUCGAACAGUUUGGCCGAGUUGAACGAGUGAAGAAAAUCAAAGAUUACGCGUUUGUGCACUUUGAAGACCGUGACCACGCAGUCGACGCAAUGAAGGAUCUGGACGGCAAAGAGGUGAACGGUUCGAAUAUCGAGGUGUCACUGGCGAAACCCCCCUCCGACAAGAAAAAGAAGGAAGAAAUUCUGCGAGCACGGGAAAGGCGCAUGAACCAGUUCUUGCAGAGCAGGAUGGGGAUAGUCGGUGAUUUCGUUCCUCCCUACAGCAUGUCGCCCCAGCAUGCCGGUAUGAUGCCAGGUGCAAUGCCACCGAUGCGAGUUCCUAGCGGCGCCGGUGGUCCACGAGCUCCCAUGCGCGGUCCGAUGAGCCGCGGUGACUACGGAGAUGGUCCCGAAAAAAAACAGGAUCACUCGGUGUCGUUCAAAUGCGGUCAGUGGUGAAGAUGAAUUCGGAGGAUCAAGCAAGAAGCGAGAAGCGUUAUUUUUUCAUUUUUUGUUUCCUAAAUUCGUUAACACUUGUUUGGUUAUCCACCAUUUUUUUUCUGGUUUAAUGAUUUGAUUUCAAUUCCUCCAGUAGGAGAGAGAGUAGCCAAUGCAGAGAUAGUAGGGUAUCUGAACCUAGCUUAGCCAGCAGCCGACGAAAGCACACACGUGUAGGGCAAAUUUGUAGAGUAACUUAUUGAUUGCAAUUAAAUUAUCUGAAAUAUGCAGCGUGCAUUUUUGUGUGUAACAAAAACGAAUAUGUUUAGUGAUAAGCGUAAAAGUCUCUGUUGAGUUUAUUUGCAGGUAGUUUGGGGUGUUCGAGUUUAAUGGCGUUUUUAAGUUUUUUUCUUGUGUUGAAACCUAUCAAAAUACCAUUUUACCAUUACAUUCUUCACAUUUCUAUAUUGAUUCUUAAAACGGUAUUUCAUACAUAAUUAUAUAGUCCAGCACAAUAUUUAUUAUAAUCCAUUUGACUUAUCAUCAUACUCAACUGUACUCCAUCACAUACUACAUCACGUACCAGCUCAUAAUCCAUCACGGUUCACUCCACCGUAAUCAUAAUUCAUGUGUCAGUUUCACCACAAAUCUAUCAUUAUUUGUUAAAUCCAUUGCAAAGUGUAUAAAGUGCUCUGCUCAAUAAAUGACCAUUUUUCAGACAAAUUUUAUGCGAUUCUCGAAAUGUUGAAUUUGUAGGUAAAUUAGACGUUGGUUUUACAAUCAAAACUUUUUGAUUUUAGGAUGCGUGCCUUUAAAGGAAAUCACAGAUAGCGGUAACCUUAUAUUACUGCCUUGCGGAAAGUCGAAUAAACAUGAACUCUAUGACGGCGUAUAGUACAGCGAAACUAAGCAUUUUUUCUCUAACUCUGGAAAAAAAAACAUUAUAAAAUUUUAGUGCGCCACCAACAUUUUUCCAAAGACUUAAUGAGGACACCUUUUUUUUUCGGUAUAAAUUUGAUCUAAGCUUAAGACCUCUUAGUUGGUCUCGAGGUACGAUACUGUCCUAACAUGCCAGUCGUCGUAGGUCCGAAACCCAGCGCGGGAGAGACUGUUAGUAUUAAUAGGACUGUAGCGAUAGCCCCAAAAUUUUCCUAUAUACUAAUAGUUGACUGCAAAGUGCGUGUUUGAAAAACAGAAAGGUCAAGUUUUGGCUGCGAAAUGUUAGUACUUACCUACGUUUUGCCGUUUAAUUUGAUUUACGCCUUUCCAAUCGACUAUUAUAGAUGUAAAGUGGCAGAUGAAUGAGUAAAAUGAUACUUGUCAGAGAGCCACACAAAGUUUCUAGAGCUCGCGGGACGUAUUUCUACACGCAAAGUUUUUCCGUAUUACUUAAUUAGCAUUAACGUGGAAUAACUGUUCGGGAAACGAAUCUGCUACUUGAAAAGUAAUAAAAUUCAUCUCCAGUCAAGUAAUAACACAUACUGUCACAUAUUUACACUCGGACUACACUAUUGACACCGUAAAUGUUUUAUUUCACUUUCCGGACUACACAUUUCCUGUCCUGGACUACACCAGAAAAUAGCAGAGUGUACUGUAGGAAGUUACCAACACAUCCACACGUAUGUGUCAAAAUUGGUUUGUUUUUGUUCUCGUUCCACGUGGUAAAGUGUCAGGUUUUUUUUUUUCAGCACAUUUGCGAGAUAGACAUAUGGAAUGAAAACGAGACAAAAUGACUAAAACAAAACAAAUUGACAGCUAUCCCUAUAAUUACGCAUACCGGAAUUACGCAGUUCGGAAAAGUGUAGUUACACCGCGAAAACGAAUUCGACCCAAUAUUGGACGUUUCAACCACAUGCUAAAUUUUCUCAGUCGAAAAAUGCUCCCUUUCCAUCUCCAGUCAAGAAACAACACCGUCGCAUAUGUUGUACAUGUACAUGUGCGAGGGCGACUAGCCCUGCCGCAGGUCAAUGUACAGCACUACUGAGGGUUUGCCGAGAUAAAUUAAGUGUAUAUCUAAAACACGCAAUGAGUGUGCUUCAUAGAAACUCAACCUGUUUGAAGAUACAAAACUCGUGCCCAUCCAGAACAACAUUCGCAACUCUGAUCACACGGUAUUGCAUAUUUUCAUUUCAAGUAAACACUGGGGAACGAAACAGUGAUGUUUCUAAUUAGAUAUUUGAUGUUGACGGGUUAGAUUCUGAUUAUGUGUGAAUAAAGGGAACGGAAAUGAACCUGUCCGUUGCAUUAAUACAAAUGCAACGAGUACAGCCUUGCUUACACAUGCAUUGCGGUUCUUGGCUGUAUGUUCUCCGGCAGAAACACAUACAAGCGUGUGGUCGUCGUAAUGUUUGUUGCGUUUUGGUUAUUACUCUUUGUGUAUAAUGUGCGGUCUAAUACACAAUAAGUAAUAAAAUGUUCCAUCAAAGUAACAAAAUGUUCCCCGUUUGUGUUUGGUGUAAGCGGGACAUUCUGAUGAAAUGCGAGACUGUAUCGUUACUUCACAAUUACCAAAUGUUUCAACAUCUAGAAGAUUUCUCUCGUCACUUCACUGAGAUUCAACAGAAAACAAAAACAUUUGUUCGCAGUGUCCCGAAAAUGUUACUGAGCAAUUUACAAAAAAUGUUUGUUGCGAAACCACAUCAAUAUUGUAGGGAAAUAGCACUACUGAUGAUUAAGAUUAAAACCGGAACAAUGAAUGUAUGUUAACACAUGACACUGAUGCUUCAAACCACCACAAUCAUAAAGUAUCAACUGGUGUUCAGCGAGCUGGUAUCGUUGAAGCAGUGCAGCCAGCAAUCAAUACUAAUAAGUAGGGUAAUGACUAGGGACAGUGGUAAAUCGCGAUUUCGCGGAAGCCGCGAAUUCCGCGAAAUUUACAAAAACCCGCGAAAUGCCGCGAAAGUAAUGAAAAACCGCAGCACUCUAUGUCAAUCCUGCAACCUAACCCGCGAAAUUGCUGAAAACCAGCGACACGGACAAAACUAAAGAAUCAUGGGCACCUAGAUGGCAACUUUUCCUCCUUUUCCCGGCAACAAUUCCUGGAUACUUUAUAGAUAUGGAACAUAGCGUGAGCCUUGAUACUGUAUGUGCUGUUAGUCAGUAAUGCAAUUUUCAUCUUUUUUGCCGCGAUUUACCACUGUCUCUAGUAAUGACUAAAUGAAUGAAAAUAUCAACUGAUCGAUGCACUUCAUGAUUCCGGCCAUUUGUAAACAUUAACGAAUCAUUAACAGAUAUAAAAGCAUUAGAUUUGCUUACAACAUUUUGCAUUUAACUAUGACUAUGGUUUUAUUCAUACGCAUUCGGUUCUACGCUGCUGGCACCUUCGUCAGUUAAUUUUGUGGCAAAAAACAUCCGUGCUUUUUGGGACGUCUCAUCGUUCAAAUAUACCGGCUUACGAUGAACCACCUAGGGGCUAGACACCUUUAUUUUCAUGCAAAAUAUUUCGAUAAUAUUACACGAUAUUGGUUGAUAUAUUUUGAUAUUUAUCGUUUAUCUGUCAAUUGACACCCUCUAACGAUAAUGUAACGCUUGAUGUGACGUAAAGGGGUGCCCGAAAAUAAAACGGUAAAUACUUUUAAAUAUUGAAUAUUGGAAAUAUUUCGCAAUAUAUCAAUAGUGUCUUGCCCCUAGUGAACGGUUUACGGAGUAUCCCGAAACUGAUCGUUCACUCGAAACUAAAGUUUAUGAUUUCAAUCUCUGUCAAUGUAUCCAUUGUACAACUGUUGCGUUAUGCAUUUCACACAGUUUUUGUGCGAAGUCAGAACAAUUUUUGUGUGUUUUGAGAGGACACAUUGCAUUGGUUGAUUAAGGUUCGAACUUUUACGUGUACAUUUUAUUGCCACGUAACAAAAUUGAACGAGGACAUUCUAAGAACAUCAAAUAGGAUCUCAAAAUCAGGGCAUGUCCUGCUAAAUCAGGACGGAUGGUAUCCCUAGUUUCCUCGUAAACAUAAUGUUGAAGCGACGAUUUCGGCGAGUAAUUACUAUGCGACACUUUGACGUAAGUUGACGUGUUUUGACAAUGGCUGGAGGAACUAAAUUUCAAAAUAAUGGUUGAAAACGGAUAAUCUUUCUAGGGCAACUGUUUUGAGCCUUAGGGCAGCAUGUUUUCGCUUUUGUCGGCCAGUAUAGUUUGCGGUUUUACACUAACAAGCUCUUGGCCUUGUCCGUACAGAGUAUGCGUUUUGCGAUGAAAAUUUGCUGAAAAAAAUAAUGCCGAGAGUUAAGAAUAUCGAACAACAAGAAUGAAAAAAAAUUAAGAACACUGAAAAUAAAGAGUAGACAAAGCAACAUGGAAGCAAAAUGACAGAAACUCGAAACUAGGGUAUCGGAAAAACGACCUAUAAUGGACAAAUAUUACCCAAUAUUACCCGAGAAUAAGUUCCAGAUGCCAUUUUGAAACCAAAAAUGGUACCUUCUGGUUGCUGGAAAGCAGUCAAAACUGGCCAGAUUUCAUCAGAGAUUUUCAAAUCCUCGAUGAUGCCCAUAGAUCUGGAAUCGACCUCGGACGCCAUUUUGAAACCCUCCGAUUUCCUGAAAAUAAUCUAAAAUUGACAAAUAUGAUCUAAUAUGAAUAGUUCCAGAACCAAAAUGAUGUUCAGGUUCCGCUAAAGCCGACCUCAGACACCAUUUUGAAAUCUUAGAUAACUGUGAAGUAUAAGAAAUACAAAAUGUUCGAAUCCCGCUUGAACAGAAUAGUGGUCAAUUUAGAAACCAAAAUGUAACAUUUUAAAUUUUCAGUUUUACACCAAAAAUUGUUUUUUUAGAACGGUUGUAUGAUUACUUUUGGCCUAAGACGGGAAUCGUUUUUCGUUCUUAAUAACGCCGGGUUUGUUUAACUAGUAGUAACAUUAUUCUAAAAUAAAGACAAAAAAGUGAUUAGAAGACAAAACCAUCUAAAAGAACGCUAAAACUGAACCGGCAAUCUAUAGGAUUGGAGCACAAACAAUGAAAAAGAUACGGUAAAACUUAAUAUUCCCCUUCAGGAAAGGACCGAAACGUCGGACAUUUGGAAUACGAUUUUUUUUGUAUAGAUUGAGUCAAAAUGUUAUUAUGUAUUAUGCCGUUUUCGUUUUCGCGGUGUACCUACACUGCGGACUACAUUUUGUCCCAUAACUGUUUUUUUCCGGACUAUCCCCGGACCCCUUUUUCUGUCCCGGACAGUCCGCGAAAGAAACAGAGUGCAGUUUUGAAGACACCAACACAUUCACACGUAUGUGUCAAAGAAAAAAAAAGUGUCAAAAUCGGUUUGCUUUAAUUAUUAUUAUUGAUUUUUACACCGUACCAUCAUCGUUCACUACCAAUGCACAUGCUUGUCUUUUCUCCUCAGAAAACCUCUAGAGUGCAGGAGAACAUCUUGCACUGUGGAAACAACUGCCGUCACACUAAAAAGCAAACCAACGCUCAUACUAGAAGAGAGCGACAAACGAUUUUUAUCUGCUGAGCUACCUGAACGCACUGCGGUGAAAUCUGAAAUCUCUCUCUUGGAGUCAAUGCACUAUGGUGUACUUUCUCACACAUGUGGACAUCACGCACAAUAAUUACACUGCAGAGCUAUUUGCGGUGCGUUUCACAGUUGGUUUCGUGAGCAUGGCAGAAGAGGAAAAGAGAUUGGGAGAAAAAAAAAAUAGACUGCGUUGCUCGUGCCGGUCGAAUCUACUCUGGUGGAAUUCGUUUUAGCAGUGUAGCUACACGAGGACUACAUUUUUGCCCGGUAGGUUUUUUUUCACCUUCCGGACUACUCGCCAGUGGAUACUGUUGUGUAUUUCUGCGUUUCCUCUGUAGAGUUAUUCACCCCUCUUGUUUCUAUCAGAUGUGGGGUGAGCUGGAAGUGUGUUUGUCUCUCUGUAAGCUGGUUAAGACACUUUGGAGUGGAGAAAGAAGCAGUGUGGUGAAAGCAUUUGCUACACGCAGGCACAUACUGGAAGGGAAGUGUACGGUGAAUUUUUUCUCCUCUCCUUUCACAUACUGAGGAGAGUGACAAGCAUGCCAAUGCAUAUUCUUGCAAAUUGAUAUUAAGUUCCGUAAUUUUACAGUAAAUUGGCAAAUAUUUCGUACAGUAGCACAAACACGACAAAAAGACAAUGGCGAUAAUGACCAAAACAAAACAAAGUGACAGCUACCUCUGGUAUUACGCACACCAUUACAACUACUCGGAAAAUGUUUUUUUUUCAGCUGCAAAGUGUAGUCCGGGACGGUAUAGUCCUGCCGUAAAAACGAAUUCGACAUUAGUAUUUACGUGUGAAUGUGUUGAUGCCAGUCGAUGAGGAAAAUAUGAACAAAUCACUGUUUUGUAUGCGAUGCUAUGUUCUUAGCAGCUGGACAAAUAUUCAGUUGAACAUUUAUUUUAUGUUUUAAACUAGGUUAUGAAUAAGUUUUUUAUUCGUGACCAGGAAUCGGGAGAAGCUGCUGAUCCUAAUCGUACAAAAAUGGUAAAAAGUGAUAAAAAGUCGAAACAACGCAAUGCGAUGAUUUACAGUUUCGAGCAAAUAAAAGCAACUUUAGGGUGCACAGUGCAUAUGUAUUAGUCAUGCGUUGGGCAAACAAAAGUGACAGCUCCAUAUGAUUAACACGGAUAUUUCUGCUGGGGUAUUUCAAACUUGUGAUCCAGGCUAAUCGAAAUAGCGCGAGUAUUCAACAAUCCAUUUAUCAAAAAAAUAUUACAUUUUCCGUAGUUGCGGAAUAUCUUGCCGAUAAAGACGUACCUUGGAAAUUGAAUGAAAGUUUUAAAAAGUUUAGAUGCAUUUGAAAUAUGCCGGGUUCCAAGAACGUCACGUUCGGAUUUUGUUUCACUUUCCUUCGGAUAAAAUAUUGAUAAAUAUUGAUUUUUUAACGUUUAAGAAGUAGUAAAACUUGUUGAUUUCUAUAUCACUGUGAAUAAAUAAUAUCUAGAUAUGAAAUAAGAGUUUUUUGCUAGACUCGGUAGACUCAUGAUCGCCAAAAGCGCUACGUUUUUGAGUUUUUUUUUUACAAAAUGAAAUAAUAAAAAAUGGUUAUCACUAAUUGUAGAUAUUCGAGAUUUUGCCUUCAAAAAGGAUAAAAAUCCGUCAGGUAGUUGAUGAUUGAAUCUCGAACCGCUCCGAAGAACACAAAUGGUUUAUCUUGAAUGUGUGUCCAACAGAUGCUGUGCAUGGAUAUGUAGCAAAGGCCCUAUAGAGGGAACAGAAAGGAACCUACUUUGCAUCAUUACAAAUGCAGCGAAUAAGAGUCUUACUAACACACGCAUUGCGUUUCUUGGUUGUAUGUUCUUCUGCAAAAACACAUACAAGCGUGAAGCCAUCAUAUAUUUUGAUACUCUUUGGUUAUUACUUUUUGUAUAUAAUGCGUGGUCAUGAGACAUAAAAAGUAAUAAACGUUGCUCAAACGUAACAAAAUCUUCCCCGUUUGUGUUGGGUGUAGGUGAAAAGUCACUCAUCUCUAUGCUCUUAUAACUAACAAUAAGGCAAUCCACGAGACAGUUGUGAUCAGCUGAUUUCAGUCUGUUUUCAACUUAUGACAGCUUUACGUAUGUUCGAUCGGUCGCAACCCGGAUGCAACCCGGAUCCAGAAGCGUGAAAAACAAAUGUUAUCCGGUCGGUGGCUCUAGUAUUGCGGGUGCCAAUCCUAAAUACAACAAUAACAAAUCACUUUUGAUAUUAUUGCCGACAUUAAAAGAUUUCGGUUUUGGUCGUGUUUUGGUUUGGCAGCUUGAAAAACAGCAACAAUAACAAACGUACAAGCAUUGAAACGUCACCCGUGGAUUGCCUUAAAAACUGAAUAACAGACAACACUGCAAAAUAUAUCGCAGCAAGCACUUGUUUUUCAUAUCGAAAGCAAUUGAAUAUGAAAAAAUAUUGCGUUUUUGUGUUGAAAACUAUUAGAAUAUCGUUAGCAUUUAUAACAAACUAUGAUUUUAUGCAAUGCAGUUUUGAACUUGGUUCGGCACCCCGAUUUAUUAAAAUGAAUUCGCUUAAAAAAUUAUUUUAUCACAAAUGUUCUCCGUUGCAGCUUGCAGCAAUACGAAGUGGGUAAACCUUGAACGGCAAUCCCUCAAAAUAAUGUUUUUGGUGCUUGUUUCGGUUUGGUUGCACGCCGACUAAAUAUAGCAUAGAGGGACCUCCGUAGCCGCAAGGUUGAUGAGCGGGUGGUCCGGGUUAUCGAAUCUUAGUAUAAUCAGAGCAUUUGGUCGGCAAAUUUGAAAACAAAAAUCUUGAAAAUGACAAUGAGUUGUAUAAUACAGAGUGAUUGACUUAAAAUUUGAAUAAUUCUGAGUAGAUUAACUUUGUGGCAUAAGUGUAGCACAAUUUUCCAAUCAAAUGUGGCCCUCUAUCAGCUCCAGAAAUAUUCCCAACAAAGAACCAAAGAUCCAAAUCUUUAACAUCUUCAACACUCGGUUUUAAGCUUUAAGCUCAGCUUUUUCUGGAUUUCUGGAUAUUAAAAAAAAAUAUGUAGGAAUAAUUUCUAAUGAGCAAAAUCGAAGUGUAAAUGAGACAAAAACAAACUAAAAAUGGAACGAAAUGACACGAUAUUCAAAUAACGGUGGGUCAAAAAAUGCGGCAAAUUUGUAUCGAAAACGAAUACGUUUCGUAAACAACCACAGUUCUGGAAUUUUGGAACCUGCUCUUGAUUGUAAAACGCACUCCGUUUGAGGGCAUCGUGAACAGCGCAUCAACUUGCAAUAUACGACAAUCACUGCUUUCAAAGCCAUACGAAGUUUUUAGCAUCUCGAAUUGUUUUGUGAACUUCACUAGAACGAAACCAAGUAUUUUUUGUCUAGCUCUGACCACAAUUAUAAUAGUACGCUUCGUCAAAUCGCAGCGGCAGUAGCUCUACAUUUAUGCAGACCACGUACGUUCUGUUAAUAAAGUCAACCGUGACUUCAGCACCAGCAUUAAAACAUUGAGCAGAUGGAUGACACUGGUCAACACAGGUGCACUCCUGAAGCUUAAAUCGAAAAAGCUAUUUAAGCACCCCUAUAUAAGAGACUCAAAUGAGUGUUCUCCUAAACAUAACGUUGAAGCGACGAACUCGACGAGCAAUUUCUAUACGACACUCUUACUUAAGUUGUCGCGUUUUGACAAUGGGUAGGGACACCAAAAUUUAUUGGAAUGAUUUAAUUUAAUCUUUCAUUUUUCCGGUUUGAGCUUUUGGAAUGCACUUUCUAUCAUUUCGUUGACCAAGUCUGACAAUAUCUGUUAAAAAAAAGUAUGCGCUUGUAAACUUGUGAAAAAAAAAAAAUAAAGCCAAAAAUGCCGAUAAGAAAAAUAUCGAUGAACGAAAAAAAAAAAACGAAAAUAGUGAAGAGAGGGAAAGUUAUAAAGGGAGCUUCGUACACGCAAAAGUUCAAGCUUUGAUCAUCCAAUGUGUCCUUUCGAUUCGCACAGAAUUUGCUCUGACUUCGCACAACCAAUGCGUGAUACGCAUAACGCAAAAGUUGUACAAGGAAUACAUUGAUAGAGAUCAAAAUCAGAAUAUGUAUCAUAUACACAAAAAUCGUAAUGUCUCGGUAAACUUCGGCUUCGGGCGAACGAUCAGUUUCGAGGCGCUCAAAAAACCGUUCUUUACUUUCGCGAGCCGGUGCGUAUCAACGGCUCGUGCAUCCCUAAAAAUCGUCAGCAAUCGGAACAGCCAAUGGCAAGCCUUGUUGCCGCGGAAGCUGGUGCCGCAAUGCAUGUGAAUGAAACCAGAGUCAUAAUUGAAAGCAAAAUGUUUUGGACUAAUCUCAUGUUUUUGUUUAUUGUUAAUGAUGGAAUGAUGUCUUCAAAUGAAUCGAUCAGACAAUGAUUUCUUCAAUGAAUAGGGCAUAUGAGUCCUUCCAACCAGUCCGUAGGUAGUUGUUCCUUAGACCAAACCCUUAGGAUAAUCUGGUGAAUUGCACUACACAGCCGCUCGCUCCCAACUUUGAAAAGUUCGGCCGGUAAGCCGUCCUUCCCAGCAGCUUUGUUGUUUUUAGCUCUUUGCAAGCAUUCUUCACCUCGUCCAAUGUUGGUGGGUCCACAGCUUGUCCGUCCUCCCCAAUUUCUAUCCUGAUCCCCUCGACGACUCUCCUCCCUUCCUCGCCGUUCAACAUCACUUGUUGCUUCCAACGCCUGGCCACCUGCGAUUUAUCGGUAAUCAGGUUCCCCUCCCUGUCAUUGCACAUGGCAGGUACUGGCACGGUCCGGUUCCUGAUUCCGUUGAUCGUUCUAUAGAAGCUCCUCGUGUCGUGCCUGGUGAAGCAAUUCUCCGCCUUCGCGAGGACGCGAUCGUAGUGCUCACGUUUCUUACGGCGAUGAAGCCUCUUUUCGGCAGCUCUCCCGGUAUUUCACCCGUAUCUGACGCGUUACACGAUUAACUGCUACUAACGUGUUGGCGUAGGCUCGAUUCUUCUCCCCCGUCACCUCUAGGCACUCAGCAUCGAACCACCCACUACGCGUGGUUUCCGUUGUCGUGCCUAUCACCUCUCGCGCUGUUUCGCUGACCGCAUCAUGGAUGUGCUUCCACUGCUCGUUCAGGUCCACUCCAGCUGGUCCAACGAUCCGUCUAUCAACUUUCCGAGUAUACUCUGCAGCAACUCCUUCCGCUGAUAACCUCUGGAUGUCCAGAUGUAUCUUCCUCGCCGAUCUCGAUUUAAAUACAUUGGACAACCGGGCGCGAAUCUUGCCUACCACGAGAUAGUGAUCCGAGUCGAUGUUUGGCCCUCGAAAGGACCGCACAUCUAUGACGUCUGAGAAGUGCCGGCCGUCGAUCAGCAUGUGGUCGAUCUGGGAGCAGGCCUCUCCAUUGGGGUGUCUCCAGGUGUGUUUCCGAAUAUUCAGACGUGCAAAAUGGGUGCUACAGAUGGCCAUUCCCCUGGCCGCGGCGAAGUUCACUAGCCUCAAGCCGUUGUCGUUGGUGGUAGAGUGAAGGCUUUCCCUACCAAUAACGGGACGAAAGAACUCCUCUCGUCCGACUUGUGCGUUCGUAUCUCCGAUGACGAUCUUUAUAUCGUGUUGUGGGCACUCUCCAUACGUUUUCUCGAGGAGCUCAUAAAACUCCUCCUUUACGUCAUCGGUUUUAUCGUUUGUCGGCGCGUACACGUUGAUAAGGCUGUAAUUGAAGAAUCUGCCCUUGAUCCUCAAUACGCAUAGACGGUCAUUAAUAGGCCUCCACCUAAUAACACGCUUCAUUUGGUUUCCAAGUAGUACGAAACCGACGCCCCGUUCCGCUCUAUUGCCGCCACUGUAGUAGAUGUGAUACUUGAAAGAAGUGCCCGCGGUCGGAUCGACCGCCCGGAAUUCACGUUCCCCGGUUUUAGGCCACCGCACCUCUUGUAUGGCUGCUACCUCCACUUUUGCCUUCCGUAGCUCUCUGGCCAAGAUGCCCACGCGUGCCGGUUCGAGCAAAGUCCUAACAUUCCAAGUACCAAGUUUCCAAUCGUUGUCCUUUCUCGUUUGCCUAGGUCUAUACCGAUUGUUCCGAUUCGUAUCAUUCUCUGGAUUGUUCGUAGUAUGUUUAUUUUAAGCAUGCUGCCUUACUAGGGCUGCGAUGCCGUCUUGGGUGUAGCUGGCGAGACACCGCAUUUCAUAAUUCAGCCGUCCGCUCCGGAUCAGUCGCUGUUUGAGCCGCCCCUGACCUGGGGAACAGACGCUCAGGCAAGUUGCUCUCCAAGGAGAACAACUCCCCCUUCCCUGUCAGCAUACGACCAAGUUCCCACCGGUUAACCGAUCUUCCCUUGGUUGCUCGUAUCCCAGUCGGUACCACGUGGAGGUAGGGAUAGGAGUUGCUGGGCAUUAUGCUAUGGACCACACUGGGGUCUAUUUUAUGCCAACUAGUACGGGUGUACUGCUGGUACGCAUUGCCCCGCCGUUUACCAACCAUCGUUGGUUGACAAUGGGUAGGGGCACUAAAAUUCAUAGGAAUGAUUUAAUAGCUAUAAUCUUUUAUUUGUUCCGGUUUGAGCUUCUGGAAUGCAUUUUUUAUCAUUCUGUCGACCAGGUCUGACAAUAUCUGUUGAAAAAAGUAUGCGCUUGUAAACUUGCGGAAAAAAAAAACAAAAA
Molecule: messenger RNA, 13745 nt
Organism: Wyeomyia smithii (pitcher-plant mosquito)
Lineage: Eukaryota; Metazoa; Arthropoda; Insecta; Diptera; Culicidae
Gene: Syp
Product: heterogeneous nuclear ribonucleoprotein R
Exons: 12
Coding region: 197-1771 (524 amino acids)
Cellular component (GO): ribonucleoprotein complex; nucleus
Molecular function (GO): mRNA binding
Source: RefSeq, a predicted model, not a curated record